GGGGAGACGGAGCGCGAGCGAGGCGCGCGCGCGCACACCCGCGCACACAGGGCCCCGCUCGCUCGAGAUCCCCGGCCACGUAAGUACUAUUAAUACCGCCUCGCCGGAGUUGCGGGCGUGCUGAGCUCGGGGAUUGGCCUCGGGCACGAUCGGCCAUCCCCUUCAAUUUUAAAUACACAUUCCGCUUACCUCGGGGGGAGAAAGAAAGAAAGAAAAAAUAAUAAUAAAAGACGAAGAAGAAAAGCCAUCAAUUUUCUCCAAAACAGACCCCACCGGGCAAUUUGGGCUUUUCGGGUAGGGGGAGACGGAGUUGUCGUAAAUUAUUCCAAGGCAAGAUCCAGGUAUCCAGCGGGAAAGGAACGCCGCAGGUUGGCUUGGCUGGGGGCGCAUCCCCUUCCAGCGCCCGGAGGAUCCCCCGGAAGCUCGUGCCGGGGGAAUCGGAGACCGCCGAGCCACCCUCGUCCCUGCCCGCACUUCUCCCUUUUUUUUUUCUUUUUCGGAGGACGAUCUGGAGCACGAGCGAGCAGCGACAGCAUGAGCCUGUGCUGACCUCCGCCCGGCGGGCCAACCGGGCUUUGUCGCGGUACCUGCGCCCGGCCCGCGCCGCAACUCCGUGCCCGCUUUUGCAAUCUUUGGUUGGUAGCGCUGACCGCUCCAAGUUAAAUGCUCCUCGCUAUUCUUUUUUUUCUGUUCUUUUUUUGUGUGUUUGUUUAAAUUUUGGAGAGCUCUUGCGAUCUUGGAAAAGCCUCAGACGCCAUCUACAGUUAAAACGUAGGUAACUACCCUCUCCGGCGCCCCCUCUUCCACGCCCCCCACCCUUUCCACCAAAAAAGGGGGUGCAGCGCGGAUUCUGUCUGCCGUGCGGCGCGAGCCGGUAGACCCGUGCUUAUUUCCUUUUUCUUUUUGUUUGGUUUUCUAACGCGUUGAGACUGAGCCGCCGCCGUGCGCCCCUGGAAGAUUGCACGAACUACGGCCGGGCUCCUCCGCCCCGUCUGCGUUUCGGAAGCCUGCGUGGGGAUCGCUUCGGAGACCGGGCGCUGCAGCUCCCCACCUUAGCAAUCCGGUUACUCGCCUAGCUAGAUCCGCGUUGGAAAGCGAGCGGGAGAGAGAGAGAAACUAAAAGUGCGGGGAUUCUGCAGAUCGCUGGCUGCUUUGGGGUAACAAAGGGACCCGAGUUGCUGCCGACUGAGCACCCCCCGGGAGCCGGGCUCGGAGCAGACAAGGUGCCCGGCGGCGCCCAUUUGGGGGCUUCUAACUCUUUCUCCACGUCGCCCCUCUCCCGUCCCCUCCCCUCUCGUUCCCUUUUAAAAUCCGUGGCACCGAGGCGCCUGCAGCCGCACUCGCCAGCGAUCUCUCCAGCGGGUUUUUUGUUUGCCGAGUGCGAUCCCCACACUCAUGAACAUACACAGGUCUACCCCCAUCAAUAGCAAGAUAUGGGAGAUCGCGGAAACAAAACCCAGGAUUUCGAAGAGUUGUCGUCUAUAAGGUCCGCCGAGCCCAGCCAGAGUUUCAGCCCGAACCUCGGCUCCCCGAGCCCGCCCGAGACUCCGAACUUGUCGCAUUGCGUUUCUUGCAUCGGGAAAUACUUAUUGUUGGAACCUCUGGAGGGAGACCACGUUUUUCGUGCCGUGCAUCUGCACAGCGGGGAGGAGCUGGUGUGCAAGGUGUUUGAUAUCAGCUGCUACCAGGAAUCCCUGGCCCCGUGCUUUUGCCUGACUGCCCACAGCAACAUCAACCAAAUCACCGAAAUUCUCCUGGGGGAGACCAAAGCCUAUGUGUUCUUUGAGCGAAGCUAUGGGGACAUGCAUUCCUUUGUCCGCACCUGCAAGAAGCUGAGGGAGGAGGAGGCGGCCAGACUUUUCUACCAAAUCGCCUCGGCCGUGGCCCACUGCCACGACGGGGGGCUGGUGCUGCGGGACCUAAAGCUGCGGAAAUUCAUCUUUAAGGACGAAGAGAGGACCCGGGUCAAGCUGGAAAGCCUGGAAGAUGCCUACAUCCUGCGGGGGGACGAUGACUCCCUGUCAGACAAGCACGGCUGCCCGGCUUACGUAAGCCCAGAGAUCUUGAACACCAGCGGCAGCUACUCGGGCAAAGCAGCCGACGUGUGGAGCCUGGGAGUGAUGCUCUACACCAUGUUGGUGGGGCGGUACCCUUUCCAUGACAUUGAGCCCAGUUCCCUCUUCAGCAAGAUCCGGCGGGGCCAGUUCAACAUUCCAGAGACUCUGUCGCCCAAGGCCAAGUGCCUCAUCCGAAGCAUCCUGCGGCGGGAGCCCUCAGAGCGGCUGACCUCGCAGGAAAUUCUGGACCAUCCUUGGUUUUCUACAGAUUUUAGCGUCUCGAAUUCAGGAUAUGGUGCUAAGGAGGCGUCUGAUCAGCUGGUGCCGGAUGUCAACAUGGAAGAGAACUUGGACCCUUUCUUUAACUGAGCUCACGCCCCACAGAGACUUAAGCAGGUACCGGGAGCGAGAGAGGGCAGAGGAAAGUCCUUCCGGGGCACGCACGUCGCCUGGCUUGGUGUUAAGACAGACACUGACACUCAACGUUUUCUCGGUUCAGAGAAGGAGAACCUUCAAGGAGCUGACCGAACAUGUAGCAUGGGGGCGAGAGAUGUGGGGUGGGAGUCUGGGGUCAGGUCGGAGGGGUGGGAGCCCCUGGCGCUUCCCCCUUCCCUGACGCGGCCCCCGGAGCCCACCCCUGCCAGCGGGGCUGUUUCUGCCUACCCCACUUUUCAUUUGUUCCAAAAUAGUUGCAGAUCCUGACGGAGCCCAAACUCUCUGCCUCAACCACACAUCUUGGCAUCGCACUGUUAGCUUUUAACUUCUUGUCACGAUUCAGGGAAGGUACAAUUGGCCAAGGAUUCUUUCUUUCUUUCUUCUUUUUUUUUUUUUUUUUUUUUUUUUUUUUUUUUUUUUUCUUUUUUCUUUCUUUCUUUCUUUUUUUUCUUUUUUUCUUUUUUGAAACAAGCCAGCCACCUACCUGAUAAUUAUUAAUGGGGUUCAUUUAAAAACAAUUCGGUGCACACAGACUGACAUGAAACCUGGGUGCUAAAGCUAAAAGAAAAUAAAAGUCCAGUUUGUGUCUCUUAAUCGCUCUUUUAACUCAUUUCUUCUAAAUAAACGAUUUGCCAUCCUGGUCAGGAAAUGACACGUUGAUGCUCUGCUCCCUGAAGGGGGAAGAAAAAAAAAAAAAGUCUGUCCUUUAACAAAGUGAUUCUGUUUUGUGUCCACGGGUUUGUGGCAGGAAGCUAUUAGAAGUCAAACUUCCAAAGGCAUUACCGCUAUUAGAGUUUAAAGAAAGGAAAGGAAAGGGAAGGGAAGGAAGACAAGAGAAAUCCACUCCCGAAUUUCUUUCUUUGAACAAGGAGGGCGCCUUAGAAUGGUCCUAUCUGCUGGGACGAUGGCACCGGGGCCAGGUUAGCGGGAGGGGCAUAUUGAGAGUCCGAAGCUUUCGCAACACUCUGGUCUCAACGAAACCUCUUGUCUCUGUUUAUUGGAUGACCAGUGCGCCAGAGCGGUGUCGCACGUGAUGAAAUCCAGGGCAGCUAUUGUUUCCUUUAGGAAGAACGAUCCUUUUGGCUCGGAAGGCCUCUGGUUUGGACAAAAACCCUCGGUAGAGACAAGCGGGAAGAAAAUCAGUGAAAGCUAGGAUGUUAUAAAUACAAACAGCUCUCGCCCAAUACGACCUUUGUGUUUUCAAGAACUCUUCUAUUUAUUAAGGAAAAUGUCACAUGUGAUGUAUUAAGCGAGUACUUCAAUUACGGGUUGACUUGGGAUGACGUUACAUGCUGUAGUUAACAUUUAUAGAUAUAUUUUUUUUCUCGUUUGAGUAUCUUGUCCCUGAAAUAACCUUUUGUUUGGCUUUUCUAGAUAGCUUUGUUUGAAUUUCGAGUGGCAACUGUUUUUUAUUACGGCUUUUCUAUUGCUGAUGAUACAGAAACACUUUGGCAUAAAUAUUUGUGUUUCAGUACCUCAGUGUUUGGAUUUUACCGCUGUAUACGUUUUUGUGAAUGGUCAUGUUUGUGGGUAGGUAACACGUGGACUUAGUAUGUAAAUGUUACUUGAUCUGUGCUUCAUUAUAGUAUGUAGCAUGUAUGUGCGACCUUGGAGGUGCUUUAUGCCUGGUCAGCAGGGGCUCAGCCUUUCAACGUUCCCAGGAGGGGGCUUAAACCGUUCUAGUCAGGAGACAAGGCGGCCAUGAUUCUAUUUUGAUAACGGAAGAUAACAAAGGAGAAGUUUUUGUUUGUUUGGGUUGUUUUUUUUUUUUUGUUUUUUUUUUGUUUUUGUUUUUGUUUUCACAUUCUGAAGAUGGUGCUGUGUCAAGAAGGACCUGUUUUUCUUCCCCGUCCCCUAUUUUUUAAGUCCCCUGUAGGAGGAAAGGUGUGGUGGGCAUGCAUGCUGGGAAUCUAUGGCCUCUGGUGCUUUGUCCUGUAUUUGGUUAAUGUUUUUGUCCUAAUCUCUUCAAUCAAUAAAUUGUGCGUAUUUAACUAAAA
Messenger RNA from Lynx canadensis (Canada lynx), 4489 nucleotides. RefSeq names its product tribbles pseudokinase 2 (gene TRIB2). Bases 1434 to 2426 code for a protein of 330 amino acids. The transcript is spliced from 3 exons. Gene Ontology annotation, cellular component: nucleus. NCBI's taxonomy places the organism in Eukaryota, Metazoa, Chordata, Mammalia, Carnivora, Felidae. Gene Ontology annotation, biological process: regulation of MAP kinase activity; protein phosphorylation; positive regulation of proteasomal ubiquitin-dependent protein catabolic process. Gene Ontology annotation, molecular function: mitogen-activated protein kinase kinase binding; ATP binding; protein kinase activity. The record is from RefSeq and is a predicted model, not a curated record.